Molecule: messenger RNA, 3277 nt
Organism: Solea senegalensis (Senegalese sole)
Lineage: Eukaryota; Metazoa; Chordata; Actinopteri; Pleuronectiformes; Soleidae
Exons: 5
Coding region: 1-3267 (1088 amino acids)
Biological process (GO): positive regulation of transcription elongation by RNA polymerase II
Molecular function (GO): protein binding
Source: RefSeq, a predicted model, not a curated record
AUGUGGUGCUAUCAAAAACCAGGGUUCGAGGCCCUCCUCCUCGCUGAGCUGCAGAGACAGCAACAGUGCAGCCAGUUCUGUGACACUCUGCUCAAAGCAGAUGGUGUCUCAGUGCCUGCACAUAGUUGUGUUCUCUCAGCUAUUAGUCCCCAUGUGUCCACUGCUUUGUCUUCUACACCGGCGCCCCCUGCAGGACAGAGCCGCCUCCUGGAGUUUCAUGCUCUUGGUUCCUGCACCCUGCUCAGCAUGGUCAGACUGCUGUACUCCGGAGAGAUGACAGGGGAGGGAGAGCAGGAGAAGCAAGAAGCUAUUUCUGCUGCAGCCAAUCUGGGCAUCCAUGGACUGGUGGAGGUCACAGAAAGAGACCAUAGAGGCAGAAAUGAUGGAGGAGGAAGCCAUCAUGUGGAGGUGGGAGUUCAGACAGAACCUCUGAUUAUGGAGAAGAAUGAGGGGAGGCAGAGCACACAAACAGAGGAGCUGCAGAUUAACACAGCUUCAUUUGCUCACUGCACAGCUUCCUUUGACACCAUUGACGUGGCUGCUCUCCAGAUGGACUCCCAACUUGUUCACCCUGACAUUCCAUAUAUUCCCAUAUCCCUUGUCUACCCAGCAGAAAACCACAUCAGCCAACCGUCCUCUGCUCCUGCAGCAUCAAUGCAAAACUCCGCAGAAGCUGGAGAAACAUCUGUUGCUAUCAUGUCACAGCCUUACACCACCAUCUCUCCAUCUGCCCAGAACUUUUCCACCACGUGUGACAUAGAUCCUAAGCGCUGGUGGGUUGCUCCUCAAACAGCAGCCAGAGAUGUCACAGACGGUGAAGAAUUUGAGCAGUUUCAAGACAACAUCCCAGGUUUCAUCAACUUCUUCCUGAACCCAGUAAAGGAGGACGCUCCCUGCAGAGGGCGAGCAGGGCGGCAGCAGAGGGCAAGAGCGAAAAGUACCAGGAGAGCCGGGACUGGUGAGAGACGAGCGAGGAGACCACGAGCAGCAACAGGAGGGAGGGUUAGAGGAGGGUUAACGCAGACGGUGGAUGUUCAGGAUGUGGGGGUGAGCAGGCUGCAGAAGCAGUUCUCGCAGAGGUGGGGGAGUAGAGCAUCCAGGACAGGUCAAGGUGGAGGAGCCGUCGGCAGGAGGUUAGACCUGAAGUCACGGGAAUUUCUGAAGAAGUUUGAAAGCAGCCAGAAGAGAGGGAGGCGCGGCAAAAUGUGUGAGUUCAGUGAAAGUGUAAAAGCACUGCCACAUAACGAAGCAGGAGGAGGAAAGAGGAGGAGCGUGACACAGCAGUUGAAACAGGUCAGUGUACCUUUUGCAGGCCCUCAAAGGGCAGAGGCCACAACAUCAGCGAUUCCUUCCACACCCAUGCAAAUAUACAACAUGGCUACUUUGUCCAGCGCCUCCCUGCAGCCUUCGCUGUGUCCUCCGUUGCUGUCACCUGCAGCCCACUACAUGCCUCCAGCAUCGCCCCUCCUCCACACCACCUGCCUCCCUUCUCCGGCCCCUCUACCCCAAGUAGACCAGCCAGAGCAAAUUGAUCGUCUUUUGGAGGAAGUGAUGAUGGGACUUGACAUUAUACCAAAAAACAACAACAGUGCUCCUCAGCGUCCUCCUCCAACCAGAAGCAGCAGUUGUUCACAUGCCUCCCCUGGCAAUAAUAUGUCCCGAAACAGACAACAAGGCUCUACCACUGGUCUCCCACAUGUUGCUGAUGUAGCAAGAGGAGCCAGUGAUUCUACGUCUGCACAGUGUGAGGUACCUGUCCUGCAGCAGCAGGGAGAGGGAGAGCUGAACAUGAUGCUGGAACACUUCCUCCAGUCCUUUGAGCAACAUGUAGACAACUGUCGUGCCAGGGAAGCACAAGAGAUGGAGGGUGAGAGCUCCACACAGCCAAGCAGAACUUCCUCUGUCCGGAAAAACAGCAAAACCAAGGCCCAGACCAAAACCUCUCAAUCUGCUCUUCCACAGAACACACACUGUCCUGUCAGUCACUCUCAAACAUCUGUACUGCAACAGAGCAAUCAAUUUGAAACGACAUCAGUCCACUCACAGACCCUCAAGGCCUCAGCUGACAGCCCUGUUCCUAUCGAACAUACUAAGAAACCUCCAGAGAAAGUCAAACGUGUUUACAAGAGAAGAAGAAACGACUAUUUGUUCUCAUUAGAGAGAAAAAGGACACGCAUUAAGAAGUCAACAUCGACAAGUGUCUCAAAGACCAACAUGUUCCACGACCUGGGAGACAAGCAGCUCCAGCAGAUGCCUGUGGUGAGACUGGAGAGGAGCGGAUCAAUGUCAGUCACAGCCACACUGCAGGCACAUGGCGGACAAAGACUGGAAGUGAAGACUCCUUCAUCAUCAGAAAAAUACCCACGUCGUGGCAGCUCGUCUGUGAAGAAUCAGCCAGCACUGUGGUCCACAAAGACCUACCCGCUCAGGAGUCGAUUCAGGGAUGCACAAAUCACAGAUAGUCUGCCCUUUCUUCAUGAGCCACUUCACAAAAUCAAACAACCACGCUCAGCAGGUCAGCCACAUUCCAGACAAACCUGUCCCAUGGAAAAUGGGAUAAGCAAACUUCUCACCCCCCCUGAUGUUGAGAGCUCAAUACCAUCAAUCCACCCUCAGCCUGAAGUGACCUGUGAUCUAAUAAAGGAUCAUCGAGAGAGACGUGGGGCUGAUUUGACUGUGGAGCCACAGGAAGAGGCAGAGGGAGCUACGGUGAGGGGAACAAAGAGGAGUGCUGAGUCAAGCAACAGUGCAGCUGAGGCCAAAAGGGUUUUCACUGAGCCAAUGUCAGAGUUACCCUCUGACACACAUGUCCACGGCUAUGACUCUGUUUCUGAACAAGACGCCACAGAUGCAGAGGAAGUGAUUGACGUGGAAACGGUUUCCCUGACCAGUGCGGGGGGAGGUUUAAAAAGUGAAGAACAAGAUAAAAAGACAGUGAAGAUAGAAAUCGAUCUAAAAGGAAUGGGGGAAGAGACGGAGAGCAGCGGCGAUGAGAUAAUCGACGUGGACGGGGACACUGACGGACAGACCGACCUGGAGGAACGGGCAGACAAAAGCCGCUGCCAGAACAGAGUCGUACCACACUUUGCUGCACCUGCUUCACACCCAGCAAAGGAGGGCAGUGUGGGGUCUAAGGGGAGCUGGGAGGACAAGGACAUCGAUGUGAUUGGAGCUUUCAGCCCCCAUUCUCGUCCUGAACAGGUGAUCCUCAGCUGGAUGGAGACUUUACGAGGCGAGGACAAAAACGAGGAUGUAGAAGAUGUCUGAGAGAAGCACA